Molecule: messenger RNA, 3228 nt
Organism: Oryza sativa Japonica Group (Japanese rice)
Lineage: Eukaryota; Viridiplantae; Streptophyta; Magnoliopsida; Poales; Poaceae
Product: probable serine/threonine-protein kinase At1g54610
Biological process (GO): positive regulation of transcription elongation by RNA polymerase II; protein phosphorylation
Cellular component (GO): nucleus; cyclin-dependent protein kinase holoenzyme complex
Molecular function (GO): ATP binding; RNA polymerase II CTD heptapeptide repeat kinase activity
Source: RefSeq, a predicted model, not a curated record
AAAUGACUGAUACUCCUUUUCUAUUGUCUGAAAAGGUAAGCUUGGUAUUCGUUUUUCAAGAAAAGAUUAAAUAUCAAUGGCAUGCUAAAGUUAGUUACGAUCUGCCACUCUGACUUCAAGAAUUCCCAUUUGCUUAAUUAAUUAUUAAUGUAAGAAGGGUCUAACAUUUACUGUUAGUUGCAUUCGAGUUGUCAUCCAUAUUUUUAACAAGAAAUUUGUUACUUUGCUUUCGUCUAACCUGUCAUUAGUCACUAGGCUGAUAACUAAGUAUUAAUCUUUGCUAUUGUAUGUAAAUUUUGAACAGUAAAUGAUACUGUUGGAUUAUUCUCUCACCAUCAAUUUGCUUUAGCAAAAUUAAUAAUAAACUAUGAGCUUUAUUUUAGUAAUUAUUGAAGUUGAUAUGAUUAUCAUUGUGUUAUCAAUUCAUCUUUGUUAUCGUCUUUCUUAUGCUAGAAAUGUAGAGAGUUCCUUAUGCAUCUCUCUAUCUGUAGCAACAUUCAUCUAUUUUAAUUUACAAACUCGUUAAUUGAUGUAAACAUAAGGUUACAAGUUAUUCUAUCUACAAAAGAGUAUAAAGGCAUAGUCAUGUACUAUUUUAAGAAAACCAAAGUGUUAACUAUAUUUAGUUGUCGGUAAAUUAUUCGAGCCAUUCCUCUUCAAGUUCUCCCAUCCAUUCAUUCACUUCAUGCAUUCAUUUCAUACUCUAUUAUUAGUUACCUCUAAUGGUAUGCUGUUUUGCUUUUGAGAAUUUUUCCAUUUUUUAUGUGUUUUGUUAGGAACGAGAGAGAAAGAGGGAGAGAAGUAACUUAAUCAAACUCUCAAUGUGAAAUCUCUCUGUUGUAAAUCCAAGUUCAGUUUUUCUUACUAUUUGUCACACUUGUUCCUACCUGAAAUGGGUGGAACCCAUAAUGUUUUCUCGAAAGGGAAAAACAGAUUAAUACUAGAUUCUUUGUUCUUGCUUUUGGAAUGUGCCUUCACACCAAGCUGAAAUUUGCGUACUCAUGCCUCCUCCCCAAGAUAUUUGGAAGAAACUCUGUCAAAAUUGGUCUCAAUUUGAUCCACUCAUUCAAGAAGGCAUCUUAUGUGCUUAUGGGCUGCCUUUGCUCCAAAGGCGCAAAAGAUGAUACCGAUGCCACUUCUGAGAACAAAACACCAUCGAGGAAUUCUGCUGCAGCAAGUGCUAAGACAGCAACCGGUACAAAUGAUGGCAACUCAGCUGUGAUUGAUGGACAGCUGAAAGAAAAUGCAAGUAAAUUGCAAUUGGGUGAUGGAGAGAAGGCGAUCGUAGCUCUAGAUGUUAGGACCGGUAGUGGUAACAAUGCAGAACUGAAGGGGCUCUCAGGUGAGCAUGUAGCUGCUGGGUGGCCUGCUUGGCUCGCAAAUGUGGCACCAAAAGCAGUAGAAGGCUGGGUGCCUCGGCGAGCCGAUUCAUUUGAGAAAUUAGACAAGAUUGGACAGGGAACUUAUAGUAUUGUAUACAAAGCUCGGGAUCUUGAAACAGGAAACAUUGUUGCACUAAAAAAGGUGCGGUUUGUCAACAUGGACCCUGAGAGCGUGCGCUUUAUGGCUAGAGAAAUCAAAAUCCUUAGGACACUGGAUCAUCCAAAUGUCAUAAAGCUUCAAGGGAUUGUAACAUCUCGCGUAUCGCAAAGCCUGUAUCUUGUCUUCGAAUACAUGGAACAUGACCUUUCUGGUCUCAUUGCAACUCCUGGCCUCAAGCUCUCUGAGCCACAGAUAAAGUGCUUCGUUCAGCAGCUGCUUCAUGGCCUUGAUCAUUGCCACAAAAAUGGAGUUCUUCAUAGAGACAUCAAAGGCUCAAACCUUUUGAUUGAUAACAAUGGAGUGCUGAAAAUUGCCGACUUUGGACUGGCAAUAUCUUAUGAUCCCAAGAAUCCACAACCGCUGACAAGCCGUGUUGUGACAUUGUGGUACAGACCACCAGAACUUUUGCUCGGUGCAACAGAAUAUGGUGUGGCUGUUGAUAUGUGGAGCACAGGGUGCAUUGUGGCAGAACUCUUUGCUGGAAAACCAAUCAUGCCAGGAAGAACUGAGGUGGAGCAAAUUCACAAGAUUUUUAAGCUCUGUGGGUCACCCAUGGAUGAUUAUUGCAAGAAAUCAAAAGUGCCAGAGACAGCAAUGUUCAAGCCUCAGCAUCAGUAUAGGCGGUGUGUUGCUGAGACUUUCAAAGUUUUUCCUACUUCAGCUGUUGUUCUCAUAGACUCCUUGCUUUCAUUAGACCCAGAAGCUCGAGGAACAGCUGCCUCAGCUCUUCAAAGUGAUUUUUUCACAAAAGAGCCAUUUGCAUGCGACCCAUCAAGCCUGCCAAAACUUCCACCAAGCAAGGAGUAUGAUGUUAGACUGAGGCAAGAGGAAGCCAGGAGGCAAAAAACCGCAGCUCUUGCCGGACAAGGAGCUGAAUCUGUCAGGCCAGAAAAUGACAAUCGUGUAACGAAUCGUACUAUUAGUGGUGUUAAUGGUGAAUUGAAGCAACAAACACACACCAGCUCAAAGAGCAACAGCGAGGUGUUCAACCAAGAGGACAGUGUUCCAGGGUUUAGGGUGGAACCACGGGAACGUCCAACUGCGGUGCAGCUCCCUGGGUACAGUUCCACAUGGAACAACAUGGAGGGCGACAAUGACCAGCCAACAGUACCUGGCCGCGCUUGCUGCUCAGUGCGCGUCGCGAAUCCUUGUGGCAUAAGGAAGAAGGGGUCAUCACACUCGCUCAUACCACAGUUUGGUGCGACCGAUUUGAGGAGCACUGUUGAAGCUACUGAUCAUAACGACUCACCAGACAGGCAUGAUGAGAACAAGAACCCAGAAGUCAAGGACGGCAUGAACCAUGGGAGGAAGUACAGAAGGAUCCACCACUCAGGGCCAUUGAUGCCGCCAGGAGGGAACGUUGAGGACAUGCUCAAGGAGCACGAGAGGCAGAUCCAAGAAGCCGUUCGCAAGGCGCGUGUCAGCAAGCCAGGCAGGUAGCUUAAGUAGUUGGAAGGUGCCUUGGAAUUCUGAGAAGAUGGACCAGAGUUCAGAGGUUGCAACCUCCUAUCUUCUCCUGCAAUUUCAGGCUGCUGCAAAAGCCCAUACGUAGAGUUUUAGCUUGUAACAAUGUGUUAUCAGGUAGGAUAUAAUCACCAUGUAAGAUUGAAGAACAUGACUGGAUUUAUAGAAAUUUUCCCCUCAUAGCAGUACCUGAAAUUAAGAGUUUUUGUGAGGUUUUCAACA